AUGCUCGUGCUGAUCAUGUGCAUCCUGAGCCUGGCUCAGAUGAGUACUACCUGCAGCGUGCCAGAGCUGUGUCCUACUCAGGCCUCCAUACAGCAGGAGAUAUUGGACGUGCACAAUAACUUCAGACGCUCAGUGGUGCCGACAGCCAGUAAUAUGCUAAAGAUGAACUGGAGUGUGGCGGCGGCAGAAUCUGCACAGAAAUGGGUCGAUAACUGUAACAUGACUCACGGCCCGCCUAGCACCCGCAUGAUUGGAACAUAUGAAUGUGGUGAGAACCUGUUCAAAGGCUCAAGCCCUGUGUCUUGGACGACCGUCAUUACAGCUUGGCACAGUGAAGUCACCAAUUACAAAUAUGCCUAUGGAUCCAUCAAUGGAAAAGCGAUUGGACAUUACACUCAGGUGGUGUGGUAUAGCUCUUAUGAGGUCGGUUGUGGAGUGGCCCAGUGUGGAAGCUCAUACUUCUAUGCCUGCCAUUACUACAGAGCAGGAAAUUUCAGAGGAGUUCCACCAUACUCACUGGGAACCCCAUGCUCUGCCUGUCCAAACGCGUGUGAAGAUAACCUUUGCACCAAUCCUUGCCCAUACAUCAACAAAUACAUCAACUGCCCUUCCUUGAAAGACGAGGCAACUUGUGACAACUACUAUGUGAAAACCUGGUGUCCAGCCUUGUGUCAGUGUGACACAGAGAUUAUUCCUAUUGCUCGUAAAUGA
This is a messenger RNA of Chanos chanos (milkfish), 711 nucleotides long. RefSeq names its product cysteine-rich venom protein. The transcript has 8 exons. The record is from RefSeq and is a predicted model, not a curated record. The coding region runs from base 1 to 711 and encodes 236 amino acids. NCBI's taxonomy places the organism in Eukaryota, Metazoa, Chordata, Actinopteri, Gonorynchiformes, Chanidae. Gene Ontology annotation, cellular component: extracellular region.